Molecule: messenger RNA, 1934 nt
Organism: Aegilops tauschii subsp. strangulata
Lineage: Eukaryota; Viridiplantae; Streptophyta; Magnoliopsida; Poales; Poaceae
Source: RefSeq, a predicted model, not a curated record
AUGUCGGAUGGCUGGUCGGAUAAAAGAGGACGCCAUUUGAUUAACUUCCUUGUUAAUAGUCCAGAGGGCACUUUCUUCUUGGAGUCGGUUGAUGCCUCAAGUGUAUGUCAUGACGGUGAUAUGAUAGCUGAUUUGCUUGAGAAGAGAAUUCUGGAUGUUGGAAAAGAGAAUGUGGUACAGGUUAUCACGGAUAAUGGUGCUAAUUACAAGAAAGCUGGCCACCUUCUAAUGGAGAGGAUGCCUACUCUAUAUUGGAGCCCGUGUGCAUGUCAUUGCUUGGACCUAAUGUUGGAAGAUAUAGGAAAGUUGAAGGCAUUUAAGAAGCCUAUUGCAGGGGCUAGACGUGUCACAACUUUCAUCUAUAGACAUGGAAGACUUCUUAGUCUAAUGAGGAAGGCCACGGGUGGGGAUCUUGUGAGACCAGCAGCAACUCGUUUUGCCACAGCCAUCCUCACACUUAGGAGUUUGGUCAAGAACAAGGCUGCAUUGAGGAGUUUAUUUACAUCUGAUGAAUGGGUUGGAAACAAGUUAGCAAAAACACAAGUUGGCUUGAAUGUGCAAGAGAUUGUACUUUCAACGGAGUGGUGGAGCGCAAUUGAGGACUGCCUUAGAGCUUCAACUCCACUUCUUAGAGUUCUUAGAGUAGCGGAUGGUGAUGAGAAGCCUGCCAUGCCAGAGAUUAAAGAACUUAUGAUUUAUGCAAAGGAGAGGAUCAAUCUAGGUUUCCCUCAACAAAACAAGCAACCAUUGCUCAAGAAGAUCUUGGCCAUUGUUAACAAGCGUUGGGAGAAUCAAAUGGAUCAUCCAUUGUAUGGGGCUGCUCUAUUUUUGAACCCAGGAAAGUUCUUUCCUAUUGUAAGCAGAAAUGAUGAUGCCUUAGUUGGGGAGCUUAGGAGCUGCUUUAAUGAUGUGCUUGCAAAAAUGGUACCGGAUGCCAAUGUUCGAAAAAAGAUUGAUCAACAAUCUGUGCUCUAUGAGGGCUAACGAGAAGGCUUUUCUAAUCCAUUGGCACUCGAGACCAUGAGCACAAGAAACCCUCUUGAUUGGUGGAGUUCAUUUGGUGGUCGGGCCAUUGACCUACAAAGGUUUGCAAAGCGCAUUGUUAGUCUUUGUGCUUCAUCAUCUGGUUGUGAGAGGAAUUGGAGCACGUUUCAAUUUAUCCAUACGAAGAAAAGGAACAGGUUACAAUGGAAAAGGUUGAAUGAUCUUGUCUUUGUUUCAUACAACUGGAAGAAUAUGCAACGGUUUCAAAAGAGGCGUGAGAAGGUGAGCGAGAAUAGCUUUGAGGCUUUGGUCAUUGAGAAUUUUGAUUGGGGCAAUGAGUGGGUGGACCCAUCACUAUCACAACCUCAAGGUGCUCGAGGUUGUCCUGAAGACAAUCAAGACAUUACAUGGGAGGAUGUUGAUGUGGCUAUUGGUGCAUCUUCAAACCUUCGAGGCCGCAAUCUGCAUAGGACAGCAACUACAGUUCAUAGGGGCCAGACAAAUUUCCGUCUGCAACACUACGCACGCAAGAGACCUACUACAACACGACCUACAAAUCCUGAAGAAGAUGAAGCAUAGGAGGACUUGGAGCAAGAACCACACUCAAGUAUGCCCAAUGCGGAGGGGGAGGAUUCAGACUACGUUGAGGACGAUGAUGAUGUGAGCAAUGACGAUCAAGAGCCAACUAAUGUUGACCAAGAUGGUGAAGACAGCACCAAUGCCAAUGAGUUUGAUGAUGAUGACUUUUGAUUGAGACUUUGAGAGUGGAGAGACAUGAGAGAGCUGAGCUGGCCACCUUUAUCCCUUUUGCUAUGCUCGAAUUAUCUAUUAUUCUGUUUGUCUUAUGUGGACCUUUCACCUUUGUUAUGUGGACUACUGGACUUGUGUCAUUUGAAUUGGUUAAUGGUUAUGUAAUAUGCCAUGCAUUGCAGAUUGCAGUUGCACUCAUA